AUGUUAUUAGUACCUUUGUUUCAAUGUAGACUGCCAGAUAAAGUCUAUUGUGUUAACGAAAAAUGCACUGAACCUAUUUCUAAAGCCAAAACUGUUUUAAACUACAAUAGUGCUGAUCCAGACCUUAUAUCGUUCCGUGCAAACUCUGAAGCAUUAAUUUAUAUGAAAUCAGCUGGUAGCAAUCCGGAUCUAUGGUACGCCAAAAUUAAUGGCAGAUCAGGAUUUGUUAGUUCAAGGUUUUUGAAAGAAACCAAAAUAAUUGAAAAGAACCCUCAGAUUAUUGUUCCCAUUGAAAAUAAUUUAAACCAAAUUGUUCAACCUGACAAGGUUCAACAACCUCAUGAAGUUAUUGAAGGAACAACCAUUUUCACGACUGAAACUUCGAUAGUGCAGGAGGAAAGUACAACAGAACAACCUUAUAACAAAGUAACAGAAAAUUACCAACCUCCAUUCAAUUCACAUAGUGAGACUGUUAAUGGAAACAGUGAUAAUAAUGUCAACUCGCUUCCAACUGUUGAUACUAACACAAACUCCAAUGAUUUCAACAAUGCUGUUCCAGUUGUUGAAAACAGUCCCAAAGAAGUUUCCCAAUCUUUCAAUUCAAAUAGUGAGUCAGAAAAGACAAAUAGUUAUAUUGAUGUAAACUCACUUCCAGCUGUUGAUGCUAAUGUGAAUGCCAAUCUUUCCAUUAACACUGAAACUGUUCCAGCUGUAGAUAACAGUCCUAAAGUAGAAAAUUUGAAAAAUGAAUUCCAAGAUACUAUAGUAAGUAACAAUGAUAAUAAUGAGAAAGAAAGCACUCAAAAUUCAGAUAUACAAAUGACUGAUAAUAAAAUACAAAAUGUGAUACAAGAUGUUGAAGCUAAAGUUGACAAUAAUGUACAAUCUGUAACAAAUAAUGAAAAGUCUUUUCCUGAAACCAUGAUAAAUACAUCUGAAAAUGUUAGCCAGAAUAUUGAACCACCUAAAAUAGCUGAAACUCCUCAUUCUUCUGAAACAUUGGAGAAACCACAAAUACCAAAUGUUGAAAACCCAUUAGACAAACGGCUGGAGGAAAUUUUAAAAGACAAUGCACCUAAUAAUAUUUUGGAACAAAGAGACCAAAUUAUAGAUGUACUCAACCCGGCUUCAACUGAAACCACCAAUGAACCUGUAAAUGCAUAUCAAAAACAUGAUUUAGGAAUAAGUGAAAAGCCAAUCUCUAGUGACAAUACUGAACAUUCUGAAAAUACCAUUAACUCUAAGACAUUAUUACCUGUAGCAGAUUCAGCAAAAAGUAAUGAAGAGUUGAAUUCUGAACAUGUAAAAAGUAUUGAACAGUUAAGCAUUACCCUACAAACACAGAUGGAACAAAAUGUGCCUGCCAGUCCUAAUUUUGAAGCUAAUAUUGGUUCAGAAAAUCAACAAACAGCUCCUCCUCAUAUCCAAGAUAAUAGUCCCACCAUUAACAAUGACUAUCAUCAGGAACCAAAAGUUUUGAAUGAUAAUUCACAAUCACCACUUCCAACAAAUUUAGGUACAAUUCCAGAAGUUCCAAUUGGAAUUUUAGAACAAAUGAAAAGCACUAUAGAGCCAAAUACUUUGCCACCAAUAUCAAAUGUUGAAAAUAAAUUUGAACAUAUAACUGACGACCAGAAUAUGGCUACCGAACAAGAAAAACAUCGACAUCCAUCAUCUAUGAGUUUAGAAGAUGCUACAUUAAGCCCAAACAUGGAUACUUCCACAUCGCCAACAGAAAUUACAAUUGAAGACUUAUAUGCAAUGACUACAGAAACACCAUCAGUAACUGAGGAAAACUCAGAAGGGGUUCUAUCAAACAUGUAUACCACAAUAGCCGAUUUCUUGCCAUCAUCAACAGAGGCACCACCUAUUUUUGAAAACAUAUUCAACGAGAAUAUAAAUCCCCCACUUGAAUCGGAUAACAAAGAAUUUUCUAUUUUGAAGUAUAUUUUAUCAACUUACCACUCUGUGAUGGGUACCAAUGAAGAAACAAAAGCACUAUUUGCAUCUGUUGGAGAGACAUGUUUCAAAGAUGAAUAUUGUGAUGGUGAAAGUCUGAGCCAGAAAUAUAGAUUGCUAACAUUCCUUUUAACAACUGCUGGGGCAGUACUACUAUUUACUUUAGGUUAUUAUUACAUUGAAAAUAAAAUGCAAGAUGGAAAACUUAUUGGUACAAUUAAUUCAUUGCAGAGAGAUUUACUUUUCAGCACAAAGGAAUGUGAGAUUCUUAAAGAGGAGCUUGCCAAUACAAAAAAUAAAUUGACUGGCAUUGAAGACAGUUCCUUUGGAAUGGAUGAUAUGGUACAAUCACUAAAAGAAGAGAUCAAUGAACUGAAAGCACAGAAUGAGAGACUAAGAAAGUCAUUGGAUGACAAUGAGAAACUUCUUAGAGUGUCAGAGAACACAGCUGGCGAGUUACAAAAUACACUGAGUGAGGUAGAAAAUACUCUUAGUGAACUCUUGACGGAGAGAGCUCAUUCCGAAGAGCAAAUAACAGAACUAAAUGGAAAAAUUCAGGCUUUUGAAGAAGAAUUAAUAUCAGUUAGUAGAGAAAGAGACAACUUCCAGUUAAAGUUUGUUUCUGCGGAGACUUCACUUGAAGAAUUCAAAAAACAGAAGAAACAGUUUGAAGAAAUCAACAAGAAAUUAUUGGAUGCAAAUAACACAAUUGCCUUACAAAAACAUGAAAUUGAAGCUCUUAAGGAUGUUAUUAUAGAACUGAAGAAUGGAGUUACAUCAAACGUUGAUACCGCAUCUCUUAUAGAUCACACUGAAAUUAAAGCGAAAUUAUCUAAAGCAUUAGAAGAAAAGCAGUCAUAUAUGAAUAAAUAUGAGAUAGAACACAAAGAAAGAGUUCGUCUCACAGAAGAACUGCAGAGUGCUCAAGAAUCAUAUAGUACUUCCAGCCAACAAGCAGCAGAAGCCCUCACAAGGCUUGAGGUUCUUGGUAAAUAUUUCCAAGAACGAGAAAGUGAACUUAUGAAGGAAUUGAGUGCUAAAGAAUCAUUGUGGCUGAGCAAGCAAGGCGAAUCUGCAAGCACCAUAGAGAAAAUUGAACUUCUUCAACAAGAACUACAGAGAUAUAAGGAGAAGUGCGACGCGCUGACGCUGGAGCUCGCCGAGGCGGAGUCGGCGCGGCGCACGGCGCUCGGCGAGAUGGAGGCGCGCGCGCACCAGGCCUGGCUGGAGGCGCGCGCGGCGCGGCGGGACGCGGACGCGGCGCGCGACGACGCCGCCGCGCUUAGGAGGAAGCUCGCCGCCAUCGGCACGGCGGACGGCGCCGCCUCGCCGCACAGACAAGUGUCUUCCCCAUUGGACGCCGUAGAGGGCACCGUGUUACCACCGCUUCCGCCACUCGCCUUCCUGCCACCGCCAUUGUUACCACCGUUACCAAGACCACCGCCACUAGGGAGAUUGCCCUCUCCCCACCCGCCGAGGUACGGGGACCGUCGGUACUCGCCGGAGAGCCGCUACUCGCCGGAGAGUAGGUACUCGCCCGAGAGCCGCUACUCGCCCGGGACGGUGCGUUACUCGCCGGAGAGGCGGUACUCGCCGCGCAGCCGCCGCUCGCCCUACUCGCCCCGAUCCAGGAGACGAUCGAGAGAAAGGUAUACGGAGGGGCGCAGUUCACGCACUCGCAACGGGCCAGUCGACACGGAAACAGAAUACAACUCGGACAGCCCCACCCGACAGCCUCGCCGCCGUUCCAGAUACUCCAGGCAUUCAGGUCCCAGUUCGGGGUCCGGCUGUUCAUCGGAAUCGGAUAAG
Molecule: messenger RNA, 3768 nt
Organism: Iphiclides podalirius (scarce swallowtail)
Lineage: Eukaryota; Metazoa; Arthropoda; Insecta; Lepidoptera; Papilionidae
Source: the annotation of a GenBank genome assembly